AUGUCUCUCCAGUCCUACAUCAACAAGAAGGUCCUUAUUUUGACCGUUGAUGGCCGAACCCUUGUGGGUAACCUAAUUUCAACCGAUCAGCUCACCAACCUUGUUCUUACCGACACCGUCGAACGAAUCAUCCGUACCCCAGAGGACGAUGAGCCUUCUUCUGAGAUUGAACAUGGCCUCUACUUGAUUCGAGGUGAUAACGUGGUGCUAUGCGGUGGAGUGGAUGAAAAAAUUGAUGGCGAGAUUGACUGGACCAAGGUCAAGGGCGAGGUCAUUAAGGACACGAAGAAUGCAUGA
Penicillium malachiteum is the source of this 297-nucleotide messenger RNA. Its product is annotated as U6 snRNA-associated Sm-like protein LSm8. The record is from RefSeq and is a predicted model, not a curated record. Gene Ontology annotation, biological process: mRNA splicing, via spliceosome. Gene Ontology annotation, cellular component: U4/U6 x U5 tri-snRNP complex; precatalytic spliceosome; U6 snRNP. NCBI's taxonomy places the organism in Eukaryota, Fungi, Ascomycota, Eurotiomycetes, Eurotiales, Aspergillaceae. Gene Ontology annotation, molecular function: RNA binding. The transcript has 2 exons. Bases 1 to 297 code for a protein of 98 amino acids.